Molecule: messenger RNA, 5509 nt
Organism: Malus domestica (apple)
Lineage: Eukaryota; Viridiplantae; Streptophyta; Magnoliopsida; Rosales; Rosaceae
Source: RefSeq, a predicted model, not a curated record
CUCCUCCUCAGUCUGUCUCUCUCCGCCUCAAUUUCUCUCUCCCUUCCUUCUCCAAUAAAUUUUCAUAUGAAAAACCCCUCACAAAUGCGCCUCAACCUCCAAUCCAAAAUUUCUCCGUCUUUGAAAACAGAAAAAUUUAAAACGACCUAAUUUUCAUCAAAGCCUGAAAGCCCUAUUCAAUCUAAUCCCUACCUUUCUACCCACAUUUUUUCUGGGUAUUCUUUUUCUUCUCCUCCUUCGCCGAGCUUCUACUUCUUCCCCAUUUUCUGAUUUGCCGACACUACCAAUAGUUGGUUUCCUCAGUUCCUCUAGGUUACCAAAAUCCCAUCCCAAUCCCCCAAUUCUCCCCUAGUUUUUCUAGGGUUUCAUCCCUGUUCAUCAGAUUGGGGAUUUGAUAUUUUAUGUUUUGGUUUUUGUUUUUAUACUGGGUAGGGUUCUAAUUUAUGAUCUUCCUUCCCUGAAUACCAAAUUGGUUAGUGUUUCUGCAGCACAUGAAAAAUUCCUAUCUGGGUUGUAUUCCUUUGUAUUUUUUGGAGAAAGGGUUUACCUUUGAGCAAAGAUUUUCAUUUUUUUGUACUUUUGUAAUUAGUUGUUGCCAUUGAUUUUUGGGAUUGGGAAAGAAGUUAGCUCUUUUUUUUUUUUUUUUUAAUUCUGGUGGUUUUGGGAUUUUUGGGUAUAGGGAAGAGUUAUUGUUUGGUGUGGAAGUGAAGGGAAAGCUUAGGCUUGCAUGGGCGAACUUGAGGGGUGGGCAGAGCCACCAAGUGGGCUGUUGCCGAAUGGCCUAUUGCCCAAUGAAGCUGCCUCGGUGAUGCGAGUGCUCGACUCAGAGCGAUGGUUGAAGGCGGAGGAGAGAACUGCAGAGCUUAUUGCCUGCAUUCAGCCCAAUUCACCAUCCGAAGAGCGCCGAAAUGCUGUUGCCGAUUAUGUGCAGCGGCUCAUCAUGAAGUGCUUCCCCUGCCAGGUGUUCACUUUUGGGUCUGUACCCCUCAAGACUUAUUUGCCUGAUGGAGAUAUUGACCUGACAGCCUUCAGUAAGAGUCCAAAUAUGAAGGACACAUGGGCCCAUCAAGUUCGUGAUAUGCUUCAGAAUGAGGAGAAGAACGAGAAUGCUGAAUUCCGCGUGAAAGAGGUUCAGUACAUUCAGGCAGAAGUUAAGAUAAUCAAGUGCCUUGUGGAAAACAUUGUUGUAGACAUAUCAUUCAAUCAGCUCGGGGGCUUGUGCACCCUUUGUUUCCUUGAGGAGGUUGAUCAUUUGAUAAAUCAGAAUCAUUUGUUCAAGCGCAGUAUCAUACUGAUAAAGGCCUGGUGUUAUUAUGAGAGCCGAAUACUGGGCGCUCAUCAUGGGCUUAUCUCAACUUACGCAUUGGAAACUUUGGUUUUGUACAUAUUUCACGUUUUCAACAACUCUUUUUCUGGACCACUUGAGGUCCUGUAUCGUUUUCUGGAGUUUUUCAGUAAAUUUGACUGGGAUAAUUUUUGUGUUAGCCUAUGGGGUCCUGUACCCAUUGGUUCACUUCCAGAUGUAUCUGCGGAACCUCCUCGAAAAGAUGGUGGAGAGUUACUGCUGAGCAAAUUGUUUCUUGAUGCCUGUAGCUCAGUGUAUGCCGUCUUCCCUGGUGGUCAAGAAAAUCAGGGCCAACCUUUUGUUUCCAAACAUUUUAACGUUAUUGACCCUUUGCGAAUUAACAACAACCUGGGACGUAGUGUUAGUAAAGGUAAUUUCUUUAGGAUACGCAGUGCAUUUGCGUUUGGGGCUAAAAGGCUGGCCAGAUUGCUGGAUUGUGCCAUAGAGGAUCUAUUUUCCGAAGUAAAUCAGUUUUUUCUAAACACUUGGGACAGACAUGGGAGUGGUCAUCGACCUGAUGCACCGCGAAAUGAUUUGAGGCGCUUGAGACCUUUAAAUCCAGACCAAUUACAUGGAUCGGAGAAUCUUAGGAAUAUUUCAAGCAACCGAAAAAAGGAAAGUUCCUCUGGUCGGGAUACUCAAGGUGAGAGAAUGCAUGGCUUCAUUAAUGUUCCCUCCCAGCAUGCUAGUCAUCGUUUAGAAAGCACCUCCGGUAACGGUAGUGUAUCUACAGUAACUCAUCCUCAAACUCAAAGGAUUCAUGGGAACACAAACCUCACUAGAUCCUCUGAUAUGAUUAGAAAGGAAACGAAUUCCGACCUGGGUGCACACAUUGAUAAAGGUCAGAGAAGUGCUAAACCUGAUAACUGGGUGAAUGACUUACAAGGGAGGUUUCUUUUUGCAAGGACACGCUCUAGUCCUGAGCUUACUGAUACAUAUGGUGAAGUUUCCACUCAAAGUAGGGGCAAAGCCCCAGAGAGUGGGAAAGGUCAAACUUCAGCAAGGUUGGAUAAUAGCAGGAGGAAAAACUUGGAUUCUGAUAGUAUGGCAAGCCACAGAAAUAGAUCAACUGAUGAUCCUUCAUCUGCUAGAUCCAUCUCAUCCCGCCAAAGUCUUGAUGCUGCCGUUGAUUCAAAUAACUACCUUGAUGAGUCAGGCAUGAGUGUCGUUGCUGACAAUUAUGCUUCUGUUUUGGGGACACAAGGGAUGCACCAAGAGGAGCAAGAUCUUGUUAACAUGAUGGCAUCUUCUGCAGCUCAUGGUUUUAAUGGGCAGGUUCAUCUUCCACUCAAUUUGGCUUCCGGUCACCUACCGCUUCCGAUCCCACCUGCCAUUCUUGCUUCUAUGGGAUAUGCUCAGAGAAAUAUGGGUGGAAUGGUUCCUACAAAUUUCCCCUUGAUGGAGACUCCUUGGGGCACAAAUAUGCAAUUUCCCCAAGGUGUUGUUCCGCCGUCACUGGCCCCUUAUUUCCCUGGCAUGGGGUUGACCUCAAAUCCUGAAGAUUCAGUGGAACCUGGUAAUGAAAAUUUUGGAUCUGUGGAAAUGAACUCAGGUGAAACGGAGCAUGAUUUCUGGCAUCAGCAAGAGAGGGGAUCUACUGGUGGGUUUGAUCUUGAUAAUGGAAGUUAUGAAAUGCUUCAGGAAUUUGAUAAGCAACAGUCAACCUCAGCUGGUUAUAACUUUCAUCCAUCAUCUCGCGUAGGCUCCUCCGGAAAUUCUGUGCGAGCUCAACUGAAGUCUACCAAAGAAAAUCAUGAGUCAACAAGAGGGGAAGAGCAUGUGAAUAAUUUUCAGUACCAAGAUAAAAGAGGUAAUGAGGUUUACUUUGAUGAUCGAAGUGUGAGUUCUAGAUCUGCCACGCAUGCAAGUUCAGUGAGAAGUAAAACCUCCUCUGAGAGUUCUUGGGAAGGAUCAUCAGCAAAGGUCUCAAAGUCAACAAGGGAAAAACGUGGUAGGCGAAGUGCUCUUUCAGCAGUGCCAUCUACUGCAUAUGGGAAAGGUAAGAAUGUGUCCGAACAUUCGUCUACCCAGGCAGAUGAUGACAACAGAGAUUGGAAUUCAUCACCUACAGCUUUAGGUGCUGAAAUGGUAGAAAGAAGCACAGGACCUCAACCUGUUGCGCCUUUCCAUUUUCCAGGGCAUCAAAUGGCCGGUUUUGAACAAACUCAGACGAGUGGAUCAGAUUCAAUGGUACCUUUUGCUCCAUUGCUCUUAGGUCCUGGCUCACGACAGAAAGCUACAAAUGAUUCUGGAAUGUUUACAUUUUAUCCUACGGGGCCUCCGGUUCCAUUUGUUACAAUGCUUCCUUUUAAUUAUUUCUCGUCAGAAACGGGAACUUCAGAUGUAUCAACAAGCCAAUUUAGCAGAGAAGAGGGACCAGAUAAUAGUGAUUCUGGUCAAAAUUUUGAUUCAUCUGAGGGAGCUGAUCAGCCUAUUGAGCCAUCAGAGCAUAAGUCUGACAUUCUUCACAGCGACUUCGCUAGCCAUUGGCAGAAUUUGCAAUACGGACGGUUUUGCCAAACUUCUCGGCACCCUUCACCUGUGGUUUAUCCUUCACCAGUUAUGAUGCCCCCUGGUUACUUACAAGGAAGAUUUCCUUGGGAUGGUCCUGGGAGACCUCUUUCAGCCAACAUGAAUCUCUUCACUCAGCUUAUGGGUUAUGGACCUAGAAUGGUUCCUGUUGCUCCUCUUCAGUCUGUUCCUAACAGGCCUGCCGGUGUUUACCAACGCUAUGCAGAGGAGAUUCCAAGAUAUCGUGCUGGGACUGGGACAUACCUGCCAAAUCCCAAGGUUUCUGUACGGGACCGGCCUUCAAAUACGAGAAGGGGGAAUUACAAUUAUGAUAGAAAUGACCACCAUGGUGACAGAGAAGGGAACUGGAAUGCCAAUUCAAAGUCACGAGCUUCUGGGCGCAACCACAGUCGCGGUCAAGCUGAGAAGCCAAAUUCCAGAGUAAACCGUUUGGCAGCCAGUGAGAGCCGAGCUGAAAGGUCAUGGAGUUCACAUAGGCAGGACUCAUUCCAGUCAUAUCAAUCUCAAAAUGGUCCUAUCCGCACAAACACUACACAGAGUGGUUCGACCAAUGUUGCAUAUGGCAUGUAUCCGGUACCAACCAUGAACCCCAGUGGGGUAUCUUCGAAUGGACCUUCCAUGCCACCUGUUGUCAUGCUAUAUCAUUAUGAUCAUAAUGCUGGCUACGGGCCACCUGCAGAACAACUUGAGUUUGGUUCUCUUGGACCGGUGGGAUUCUCAGGUUUGAAUGAAGCACAGCUAAAUGAAGGGAGCCAGAUGAGUGGGGUAUUUGAGGAACAAAGGUUUCAUGGUGGCUCUACUCAACGAUCUUCACCUGAUCAGCCUUCUUCACCCCACCUCCAAAGAUAGUUGGUUCAAGUAUCUCCCUUUUUCUGUUUGGGGAAGGAGGUCGUUCAGGGUUAACCAUGGCAGUGUCUCGUGGCCAACUAUUCUGAAGAUUUUAUUCGGAGCAAUUUCCUUUUCAUUUUGUUAUUCUCGACCUAUCACUUCACUGGGAUUGUAUUGCGAUGCUUUCCAUUAUCUUAACAGGGGAGUUUGAUCAUUUUACCAGAUUAGUGGCCCAGGGGGGAUUAUGAGAUGAAAGGUGAGGAGUUUCUGCCUUUAGCAUUAACCGAACAGUGAGGGGAUGAUGACGGUAGAAACUUACAAUGACAGUCCCUCGCAGCACCGAGGGUUCCCUGCUCUUGCCCCAUUCUUAAGAGGGGAAGGAAUUAGACUAUUUCAUUCCGUGAUUCUUGGUAUCUUCUUGAUCACACCAUGCCUGCUUUGAGUUCUUAUGUACACUAGAUAGUAAUUUACUCACUCAAUUUUCGUCAAGAACAAGAUCGGUGGUAAAAUGAUGGUGAUGUGAUGGUGAGGAGGUGGGACUCUGCGGCUUUAUUGUUCGUUUUAGGGUUAGGCACGUUGUAACUCUACUGAAGUAGAAACUUGGGUUUAGGUUCAGAGUUUAGGAUUUUACUGUUAGGAAACUGUUCUACCAGGAAUCUCAUGCACACAAUGUAUUAGGGUUUUUGGAUAAGAAUACGUGUACCAUUUCUCUUUGAUGUACUCUGUAAGACUUUCUACAGUGUAGCAAUAACACCACCAUAGAUGAAAUUGAAACAUUUUCGGUUUCGCUGACGGUUGCUUUUA